AUGUUUGGCCAGAAGAAGAAAUUAGCUAUGGAAUUCCAACAUCCAUCCUUCAAAAAAGGGGAAGCCAGCUUUCUGGAAAAUAUCAAGUGCAAGGUGCCAACAAUGAAAAUUAAGGAUGUCAGAAUCUACCCUGAUGAGUUCCAGAGAAUGAUGGCUAAAGUGCAAGAGAUGAGAGAGAAGCAGAGCAACAUGGAUUCCAAAUUUGCAGGACUAAAGUGGAUGUUUAUCAAGAUUUCCAAUAUGAAGAUACUAAAACAUGUUUAUGCACUUGUUGAAGACAAAAAUAAAAAUUUUCUCAACACUGCCUUACCUACUUUGAAAGAUGAAUCCAAAAAAUUUGUUUCUUCUACAGACCAAGCAAGUGGAGAUUAUGGAAAAUAUCCUGAAAUGUCAAUUCAGAGUGUACCGAGGAGUGAAGACUCAAUGACCAUUGAUUUGGAUUUGGUCACAUCAGAUUUACAAGAACUAGUGACUAAGGAAUCCUUUGAACAGUAAACUAAAGAUAUUUCGUUGGAAUUAAUGUUUUCUCCUUCUCAGGACAAUGAUCAAAUCUUAACCAAAGACAAAUCAGACACUCAAUAUAACACUCUAAUGAACAG
Galeopterus variegatus (Sunda flying lemur) is the source of this 599-nucleotide messenger RNA. RefSeq names its product heat shock factor protein 3-like. The record is from RefSeq and is a predicted model, not a curated record. NCBI's taxonomy places the organism in Eukaryota, Metazoa, Chordata, Mammalia, Dermoptera, Cynocephalidae.